Messenger RNA from Dovyalis caffra, 435 nucleotides. The record is from the annotation of a GenBank genome assembly. NCBI's taxonomy places the organism in Eukaryota, Viridiplantae, Streptophyta, Magnoliopsida, Malpighiales, Salicaceae.
AUGUUAGCCGCAAUUCUCCUCAUCGCCUAUCUCACCCCAUUUUCCAAAUUCCCAUUUGAUCAUCCUGUGCCUAGCAGCUGCCGGCGAUACUGGAUUAAUGAAGCAUUAUUGUAUGGGAAAGAGUUUGAUGGUCCGGUAUUUCAGCUUGAGAUCAAUGAUCUUUCUUGUUUUCUUGACCGUGUUGCUUGUGUUGCUGCCGUUGCUGUUGCCACCAUUGCCACCACCUCCGUCAAUACUCAUGCUUCUUCCAGUUUUGAUCAUGUCCUUUCUUGUCUUAUUAGCCUUCUCGUCAUCUCAAAUCCCUCAUAUUGCAUUGUCUUCUACUUGACAAGGUAUUUUCGAUGGAUCGAUCUCCUUGAGUUUACAAGAGUACUACCAACUUCCAUGUAUGAAAUCAAGUUUAUGAGACCGAACCAAGGCAUCAAGUCUCUCUAG